AUGUUUCGAUCCAGCCUUAGGCGCUGUGCCACUCAGGCCAGAUCCGCCGCUACAGCUGCCCUCCUCACACAGACCCGAACUGCUUUGCCUGCUGUUCGCCGUCAGGUUUUGACAAGCCGCUCUUCUAUCGCUGCCAUCAGCCGAAUUGCUUCCAUCACACGCGCCUACAGCACCGAGGCUACAGCUGAGCAGAAUGAGUCCGAGUCUAUUCCUUCAGCUGAAGCUGAGCCUGAAGUUCGCUUCGCCGAUCUCCAGGGCAUUCACCCCAACCUUCUCAAGCCCAUCAUCGAAGACAUGAAAUACGAUACCAUGACACCUGUCCAGGCCAAGACUAUUCAGCCUGCCCUCAAGGGUACUGACAUCGUUGCUCAAGCCAAGACUGGUACCGGAAAGACUAUUGCAUUCCUUCUUCCUCUCCUGCAAAGAAUGAUUGAGGAGGACAGCACCCUCGCCGACAGAUCCGCUAGACGUCAAGCCCGAUCCGAUGAUAUCCGUGGAAUUAUUCUCUCUCCCACACGAGAGCUGGCCGAGCAAAUCGCCGCUGAGGCUCGCCGAUUGGUUUCACACACUGGUCUCGUCGUUCAGUGUGCUGUUGGUGGCACUGACAAGCGCAGCAUGCUUCACCAGACUCGACGAAAUGGUUGCCAUCUUCUUGUUGCUACUCCUGGUCGUCUGAACGAUCUUCUCCAGGACACCAGCAGUGGCAUUGAUGCCCCCAACCUGGCUGCUCUGGUCUUGGAUGAGGCCGACCGAAUGCUCGAUGUCGGCUUCGAGAGAGAGCUCAACGAAAUCAUCAAGUGCCUUCCCAAACCUGAAGAGAAGGUUCGCCAGACCAUGCUCGUUUCCGCCACAAUCCCCGACAGUGUCAUCCGACUGGCCCGCAACAUGGUCAGAGCCAACGACUUCGAGUUUGUCCAGACCAUCCCCGAGAAUGAGUCUCUUACCCACGACAAGGUUCCUCAGCAUAUCGUUCCCGUCUCCGGUUGGUCUCAGGUCUUCCCCACCCUUUUUGAGCUUCUGGAGCGUGAAGAUGCAACGAUCAGGAAAACCCCUGGUGCCAUGCCUUUAAAGGCUAUUGUCUACUUCAACACCACUGCUUUGGUUGAGCUGGCUGGCGAGCUGUUCUACCAGCAACGCCAGAAUGCCAAGAACGACGGCACCCCUUAUUUCUCUUCCUAUGUCAUGCAGUCAAAGUUGAAUCAACAACAACGCCAACGAGCUGCCGACAGAUUCCGCGAGGCUAGAUCCGGUGUUCUUCUUUCUUCCGAUGUCACAGCUAGAGGAAUGGAUUUCCCUAAUGUCACACACGUUAUCCAGAUCGAUACUCCCCGGGAACGUGAGUCUUACAUUCACCGACUUGGACGAACUGGCCGACAGAACAAGGAGGGCCAAGGCUGGUUGAUCAUCCCCAACUCUUCCGUCCGUAACGCUCGAAAGAUGCUUCAGGGUCUCCCCAUUCAGCAGAACAGCUCUCUCAGCAGUGCUGAGACUGACGUGGCAGGAGGUGAGACUACUCCUCACCACGAGAAAACCAAGGCGCUCUUUGGUACUCUUCCUCGUUCACUUCUCGCUACAGCCUAUAUGUCCAUGUUCGGCAUGGCUACUAACAAGCAUGAGAUGGCCGAAGAGGUCAACGAAUGGACACGUCUUGGCUGGGGAUGGGAAAAGCCCCCGUCUGUUUCCUCCAUGUGGGCUCAGAAGCUGGGAUUAGCCAAUACGCCAGGCAUGCAAAUUUCGGAUGGCCAGCGAUUUGGCGAUCGAUCUGGUGGACGGUUCGGUGAUCGAUCCGGUGGAUUUUCAAGCCGAGAAAGCGAUGAUCCCUUUGAUUCCAUGGCAAGCAAUGCUCGCCGGGAUGACUUUGGACGUGGUAGAUCUGGCGGGUUUGGCCGCGGAGGCUCAGGCGGUGGUCGCUCAGGAGGCUUUGGCGGUAGCCGCUCAGGAGGAUACGGUGGCAACCGUUCAGGAGGCUACGGUGGUGGCCGCGGUGACCGAAGCUCUGGUGGUGGCCGCUCAGGAGGCUAUGGCGGAGGACGCUCUUCAUUCUAA
Fusarium musae is the source of this 2046-nucleotide messenger RNA. RefSeq lists its product as uncharacterized. NCBI's taxonomy places the organism in Eukaryota, Fungi, Ascomycota, Sordariomycetes, Hypocreales, Nectriaceae. The transcript is spliced from 2 exons. Gene Ontology annotation, cellular component: mitochondrion. Bases 1 to 2046 code for a protein of 681 amino acids. The record is from RefSeq and is a predicted model, not a curated record. Gene Ontology annotation, molecular function: ATP binding; nucleic acid binding.